CUGCCGCAGGUUGCUCUCGGACAAGGGGCAGUGCUGGUGGACGAUGCCCUUCCUGAAGAUUCGCCGACGCUCACAGAGGACUCCGAGGAAGGCUGGUCGGAAUGGUCGGAAUGGUCGCCCUGCUCCCGGACCUGCGACGGCGGCGCCGCUGUGCAGUCCCGCCGCUGUCUGCACUACGCCGGAUGUCGGGGAGACUCUGUCAGGUACCAACUAUGCAACCUCGACCCCUGUCCCGCCGGCAGCCGAGACUUCCGCGCCGUGCAGUGCUCCGAGUACGACGGCCUUCCCCACGAGGGCAAUAUGUACGAGUGGGAGCCCGCCGAGGGGGAGGACCUCUGCGCCCUCACCUGCCGAGCCCGAGGAGGAGGACCCGUGGUGACCCUCAACCCCAGGGUGCAGGACGGCACCAGGUGCACCAAGGACUCCCUUGAUCUCUGCAUCAACGGCCGGUGCCAGAAAGUGGGAUGCGACUUACGCCUCGGAUCAAAGAAAACGGUGGACGCUUGCGGUGUUUGCGGGGGAGACGGCAGCACCUGCAACAAGCCUUCUUAUUACUGGGAUAAAAGGCCCACUGGACCCUGCUCUGCUACUUGCGGAGGCGGGUACCAGAUGCUGUCCGGCGUGUGCGUGGAGCAGGGCACAGGGCGCAGGGUGGCCGAGGACCUGUGCGACCACGCGGCCAGACCCAUUCCCGUCAUCCUCAACUGCAACGAUGACGCCUGCCCCACCAGCUGGCAGACGGGCGAGUGGGGCUCCUGCUCCGUGUCCUGCGGCUCGGGAUACCAGCUCCGCGAGGUGUACUGCGCCGAGCCCCGCAACACCUCGGUGGUCCGCGUCGCCGACCACUACUGCACCUCGCCCCGCCCCCCGCACCGCCAGCCCUGCAAUACUCAUGACUGCCCGCGCUGGUACGACGGCAUCUGGUCGCAGUGCUCGGCUAAGUGCGGCGACGGAGUGCAGACGAGGGUGGUGCUCUGCAGGGACUCCCGUGGCCGCUCCUCGCGACACUGCGAUCCCGCCCACCGCCCAUCAAACACUCGCUCUUGUAGAACCGGCAUAACGUGCCCUCCGCCUACCACCCUGGCACACCCGAGACAUCAGCCUUAUACACCUGCCUGGUGGACGGAAGAGCAGGACCUGGCGAGCGAGGAAGGCGUGGCCCCCCUGAUGCCCCGCCCGCAGGCUCUCACGGCCGACCAGCAGGUGCCCGCCGAGCCCACGUACAUUACCGGCAACUGGAGUGCCUGCAGCGCCAAGUGUGGCGAAGGCGUAAGGACCCGCACGGUCACUUGCAAGAUCUUCCUGGAGUUCUCCCGCACUGUAGCCGUUCUGCCUGACGACCAGUGCCCAGGUGGCAAGCCGGCUCAGACUGAGCCAUGUGCAAUGCCCUGCUCACAUGCCAUGACCAGACACGACUACCCGGUUGGCGAAGUGAGUGACGCUGCACAAGAUUCUUCAAUUGCUAGUUUGGAAGAUGCCCACGAGGGUAUCAGCACCGCAGAUGACCACAUGGCCCAUGAGACGCCCUACCUUCCUAAACUAGUGGACGAAGACGCCCCUCCAAGAGGAAGCAAGACCGCCGGCCAUGAUUCGGAUAUCUCAGUUCCCCAGGCACAGGCAUACAACGAGCCCCGCCCAGGUCUACACUCCUUUGAGACCCCCGGCGACACGCGACCCCCUAGUGACCCCCUAUUGCUGUAUGCCGGGGAAGCCAACGAGCGCGACCAGUUCGAAUCUUACGAAAUGACCCGCGAGAAACCUCAUCAUGUUGCUGAGCACUCGGAAAUGAAUUCCAUCGAGAUCGACAUGGGCGGAGGCGAGGGAAAUUUUCAGGGAUCGUAUCAUGUCUCCGAAAACUCUAACACGGCCCAAAUCUACGAAUGGUUUUCUUCUGGUUUCACCCCGUGCAGUGCAUCUUGCCUAGGUGGAGUGCAGGAAUCUGUGAUACACUGUGUUCGAACCUUGGAUAAGAAGAUCGUGUUGCCACAGCUAUGCAAAGUGGAAGAGCGACCAGAUGUUAUCACUCGAACUUGCAAUGAUCAGCCAUGCCCUCCCAGAUGGAAUGUUUCAGAGUUCGGAGCCUGCAGUAAGCAGUGCGGAGGGGGAGUACAGACGAGAGAGGUGAAGUGUAUUCACGAAGUAACACGAGGAGGCCAAAACACCAUUGUAGUGCAAGACAGUCUUUGUCCACAACCUCCGCAACGAACCCAGCAGUACUGCAACAUCAUAGACUGUCAGCCUCAAUGGGUUCACUCCAGGUGGUCGAAGUGCUCAGCUCCCUGUGGAGGAGGUAUAAAGAGCAGAGAGAUGAAGUGCCAGCAGACUAUGGCUUUAGGGUCUGUAGUAACCAGGUCAGAUUCAGAAUGUCCACAAAGAAAACCACCAACAGCAAGGAAAUGCAAUAGACGGGCUUGCCAGGGAGAACGUGAUGAGAGUGACAGACCUAUCAUAUAUGCUCAGAAUUAUCAGAACUAUAACCAGAGCAAGUAUAUGAGGAAGGUUACUCUGAAGGUUGGAGGAAGGGCAAAAGUGUUCCGUGGGGUCAUGGUGAAAGUGAAAUGCCCUGUGCGAAGAUUUGAUCGCUCAAAGAUCACUUGGUGGUUUGAUGAUUGUGAGAUUGGCCGCAGUGGUGCAACCAGAACAACAAAUAAAGGGGUUCUAAAGAUCAAAGAAGCACAGUAUCCUGAUGCAGGAGUUUACAUUUGCAAAGCGGACAAAUCUGAAGCAAACCUUACGCUUGAGGUGGUACCACUGCCAUCUAGUUACUCUCCAGUACCAGAGAGAGAACGUGGCAGUUUAGAAAAUGAAGUUAGUCUCCACACACAUGAAGAUACUGGUUUCGGCAGAGAUGACUAUGACUGGCCAAGAAAUAAGUUCGGAAAGAAGAAAGGUCGCAAUGGUCGACGUCGCCAGAGCUCUAGAGGCAACAGGAGAAGGAAAAAUAAGGCAAAGUCAUCACAUGCCACUGAAACCACUCUCAGACCAAUCGAGCCUUUCCCAUCUGGCCCAGAAUCAGACACACUUGGAGAAGGACCCUUUAAGGCAUCAAGCAAGAACAUUCACACUGUGGAAGUAACAAGCGGAGAAGCAACGAAUAUCUUUGAUGUGAAUCGAUGGAGAGGUAAUGAAAAUUCUCGUAAGUCUGAUGACAAAUAUGUGUAUGGCACCAUCACCCACCAUGCACACAAUGGCUGGGAUAGAGAAAGAGAGAACCACUUUGGCAUUACCAAUCACCUGGCUGAAAGGAAGGAAACAUCUAGUGAAAGGCCUCAUGUUUACGGCAAAAUCACCCAUCACAGUGAUGGCAGCCGCAUCACAAGUGAAGAGAGUCAUCAUAUCUUUGGCACCAUACUGCAUGGUCCUCCAGACAAUGCUUUGAUAGAUGCAGACAGAACAGAAUGGCCAGGUUUUUCAUCCUCUACAGAGAUGUACUACAAUGGGAAGAAUAGGCAAUAUGAUGGGGAUGUGAAUAAUGCCAUAGAGGAUGAUCUGACAGCCUUGGGGAAAAAGCUAAACCUUUCCCCAGAUGACUCUGACUCAGUGCAGCAGAGAAGUAUUGGGUCGCGAGGAGGACGACAUGUGUCUUCAGGUGAUGUGGAUGGGAUGAUGCCAUAUGAUAUUGCACAUGAUGCCACAACCACUGAGCAUCCAAUGGGUACUCCUGAAAUCCUUGGGAAAGGAACUAGGGAUUCUUUGGAGUUUGAGUGGCAGAUGACAAAUUGGUCUGCGUGUUCACAGACAUGUGGAUUUUCCAGCACUUCAACUGGAUAUCAGGUCCGCUCAAUCCAGUGUUUGGUGCGUGUUGACAAUGUUAGUCGAGCUGUAGAUGGAGCCUUGUGUGCAGAUGCUGGGCUAGAAGCUCCAGUCACUAUACAGAAAUGUGGAUUAACAGAAUGCCCGCAUUGGAACUUUGAUGAAUGGUCACCCUGUGAAACUUCUCGAUGCUUCACCCUUCAUUAUGCUUUCCAGCGGAGGGAUGUUGUUUGUCAAUUGCAUAAUGCUACAAUAGUAAGUAAUGAUCAGUGUGACCUCCGUACCAAACCACGUCACCGCAGAGAAUGUUACAACAAACAAUGCACUGGUGUAUGGAGGGUUGGAGAAUGGUCUGAGUGUACAGCACCAUGUGGUGGACAGGGGUAUCGAACUAGACUUCUACAGUGUGUCUGGAAUGGCACAAAGAGAGCUGCUGGGAAUGCAUGUCGGGAGUUGCCUCGGCCUGAAGUUGUGCGCUGGUGUGAUGGUCCACCUUGCCCAGUCUCUAGUGAGGAAGACACCAAAGGUCGGAGGGAGUGUCGGGACCGAAGUAAAUACUGCAACAUUGUUAGGAGAAUGAACAUGUGCCGUGUUCCACACUAUCGUCAGCAGUGCUGUCGCUCCUGCCCUUAGCACACCCCUCCAGAAUGUCACAGAAGAGAUGUGACCUCACCAUGUCACCUUCACAAGGGUACUAACACCACCUGCCAGUAUCAAUAAGCUGCUGAAAAUAGAAACCUGCAGGACUUCUACCAGAGUAUCAACUCUGCAUCUUACCAAUGAUUCCAGGGUAUCUGUGCUAUUUACUGGUUAUAGAAGUUUGGGGAUUCUUUAUUGUUAAUAGUUCAGCUGCCUAGUGCUUGGUCUAUCCUCAAGACCAGACUCUAACAAUCUGAUCUCCAAGUUUAGAUCUUUUACAACCUGCUGCUGAUAAAAUGUCAUCAGAUUGUUGUACCAGUGCUAAUGUAUAACCUUUGGUGCCGAAAGCAAUAAUAAUAAUGUAAAUGUUAUUUAAACAUAAAGCAAAAUUCACUGUUAUUUCUUUUGUCAACAUAGUGAACAAGAUUGUGGUUAUAGUACUGUAUCUAGUACUGUACAUGCUAAAGUCAGAAUAUCUUUAUUCAGAUUUUAUACACAACCUAGAGACAUUUUACAAAUCCCUCUCCAUUACAGUUAAUGAUAUUCCAGCAUUCAUUUUGAGCUGUGUGAUCUGCUAAUAAAGUUCCAGUGUUAGUGAAUGUAUAUUUGAAGAAAGAAAGAAACUUACAAAAAAUUGGUUGAGCUGAUGCAGUGAAGACUUGUUGCCAUCAGAGUGAGAAAUGGAAAUGAACUCUAAUGCAGUGGCAAACUCUAUUACCAUCAGCUGGAAAAAAACAGAAUGUGUUCUUGAAGGUUCCUAAAUAUCAGUUUGAAAGAAAUAUUUGCUGUGUGUGCAAAGUGAUGGCUGGAAGCCAGGAUGAAAUGUGUUUGUUUAUGCAACUCCUCUCUCUUGAACAAGAGUUUGAAGGAGGAAGACAAUAAUGCCAUCAGAAUCUGUUCCAGCUAAGGACGUGAAGCAGAAAAUUCAUGUAACCAUAGCUUUAUAGACUGAUUUAGCUGUUUAUAAGAGCUUCAAGUUAGGAUUAGAAAUGGUGUUUUUCAAUUAUCUAAAAGGCAUAACUGAUCAGCACAGAGUGUCAAGAUGAAAUCAAUGAAUUGCAAAAUUCAGUAUUGUUUCUAAUAGUAUCAACAGGAUAUCCUUGUGUGUAUAUACAAGUGUAAUACAUAUAUGUGUGUAUGCGUAUAUAAAUGUGUUUGUGUGUGUGUG
Messenger RNA from Penaeus vannamei (Pacific white shrimp), 5560 nucleotides. The record is from RefSeq and is a predicted model, not a curated record. NCBI's taxonomy places the organism in Eukaryota, Metazoa, Arthropoda, Malacostraca, Decapoda, Penaeidae.